Messenger RNA from Podospora anserina S mat+, 2040 nucleotides. RefSeq lists its product as uncharacterized. NCBI's taxonomy places the organism in Eukaryota, Fungi, Ascomycota, Sordariomycetes, Sordariales, Podosporaceae. The record is from RefSeq and is a predicted model, not a curated record. Gene Ontology annotation, molecular function: flavin adenine dinucleotide binding; oxidoreductase activity, acting on CH-OH group of donors. The transcript has 9 exons. The coding region runs from base 1 to 2040 and encodes 679 amino acids.
AUGUCGCCUCUACCUGAGGAGUUUGACAUUAUUGUGUGUGGAGGGGGCUCGACGGGAUGUGUUGUGGCGGGAAGAUUGGCGAAUCUCGACCACAAUCUCAAGGUGUUGCUGAUCGAGGCAGGGGAAAACAACCUCAACAAUCCCUGGGUGUUCAGGCCAGGAAUCUUCCCGCGGAACAUGAAGUUGGACUCCAAAACGGCUACUUUCUAUGAGUCUAACCCUUCACCAUCACUCUCUGGUAGAGGUGCCAUCGUUCCGGCAGCAAAUAUACUUGGAGGUGGCAGCUCUAUCAACUUUAUGAUGUACACGAGAGCAUCUGCCUCCGACUAUGAUGACUUCCAAGCCAAAGGGUGGUCAGCCGAGGAACUCCUCCCUUUCAUGAAGAAGUUCGAGACCUACCAGCGCGCCUCCCACAAUCGUGAGACACACGGCUUUGAGGGACCAAUCAAGGUCUCUUUUGGAAACUACCAGUAUCCGAUCAAGGACGACUUUCUUCGCGCUGCGGAGUCUCAAGGUAUCCCAAUCGUUGAUGAUCUUCAAGACCUGAAGACUGGUCAUGGCGCUGAACAGUGGCUCAAGUGGAUCAAUCGUGAUACUGGCCGUCGAAGUGAUGCCGCCCACGCCUACAUCCACGCCACCCGUGCGGUCCACUCGAACCUGUACCUUGCUUGCAAUACCAAGGUUGACAAGGUCAUCAUCGAGAACGGGAGGGCUGUGGCAGUUCAGACUGUUCCGACCAAGCCGUUGGGCAACGUGAGCACUCGUAUCUUCAAGGCGCGUAAGCAGAUCGUGGUGUCAGGCGGAACCAUGAGUUCACCCUUGAUCCUCCAGCGCUCCGGUAUUGGCGACCCUGCCAAGCUCCGCGCCGCCGGCGUCAAGCCGAUUGUCGAUCUUCCUGGCGUUGGUCUUAAUUUCCAAGAUCAUUACUUGACCUUUAGUCUCUAUCGAGCCAAACCCGGAGUGGAGAGUUUUGAUGAUUUUGCCCGUGGUGAUCCUGCUACUCAGAAGCGUGUCUUUGAGGAAUGGAACCUCAAGGGAACCGGCCCCUUGGCAACCAAUGGCAUCGAGGCAGGGGUGAAGAUCAGGCCCACGCUUGAGGAAUUGAAGGAGUUUGAGUCGUGGCCAACACCGAACUUCAAGGAGGGCUGGGAGUCGUACUUCAAGAACAAACCCGACAAGCCCGUCAUGCACUAUUCGGUCAUCGCUGGCUGGUUUGGCGACCACAUGCUGGUGCCUCCUGGGAAUUAUUUCACAAUGUCGGUGACCAUUUCACUCUCGGAAUCACACAGCCUCAUGAGUCCAUAUCCCUUCAGUCGUGGAAAGACUCACAUCACGUCUCCCGAUCCGUACGCCGUCCCAGACUUUGAUGCCGGAUUCAUGAAUGACCCUCGCGAUAUGGUACCUAUGGUCUGGGGCUACAUUAAGUCUCGCGAGACCGCCAGACGUAUGGAUGCCUACGCAGGCGAGUGCCAGAGUAUGCAUCCCGUCUUUGACUACGACUCGGAAGCUCGCGCUCAUGACCUCAACUUGGCCGACACAAACGCUUACGCGCUUCCUGGCAACAUCACUGCCGGUAUCCAACACGGCAGCUGGAGCGUCCCGCUCCCAGAGCCCGAAGACAAGCUCACACCGGAGAACAUCAAACGCAUCGUCUCCAGCAACCGCAAGGACAAGAGAAGGGAGCUCAAGUAUACCAAAAAGGACAUCCAAGCCAUCGAAGAAUGGGUCAAGCGCCACGUGGAGACCACCUGGCACUGCCUGGGCACGUGCUCCAUGGCUCCCAGGGAGGGGAACAGCAUCGUGAAGCAUGGCGUCCUCGAUGAACGCCUCAACGUCCACGGUGUCAAGGGCCUCAAAGUAGCAGACCUUUCCAUCGCACCAGACAACGUGGGAGCGAAUACCUUCACAGUGGCCCUUACAAUUGGAGAGAAAGCGGCGGCUCUCGUGGCAGAGGAUCUCGGAUACUCUGGUGAGGCUCUGGAGAUGAAGGUGCCGGAUUAUCACGCACCGGGCGAGAACCGGCUUGCCAGUCGACUUUGA